AUGUCGAGUCAACCUCUCCUCCAGACUGCCCCAGGCAAGCGCAUCGCCCUGCCCACCAGAGUCGAACCCAAGGUCUUCUUCGCCAACGAGCGGACCUUCCUCUCCUGGCUCAACUUCACCGUCAUCCUGGGCGGCUUGGCCGUCGGUCUCCUGAACUUCGGUGACCGCAUCGGUCGUAUCUCCGCCGGUCUCUUCACCAUCAUCGCCAUGGCGGCCAUGAUCUACGCCCUCUGCACCUUCCACUGGCGCGCAGCCAGCAUCCGCAAACGCGGCCAGAGCGGCAUCGACGACCGCUUCGGUCCGACUGUCUUGGCCCUCGCCUUGUUGGCGGCCGUCGUCGUCAACUUCAUCCUCAGGAUGACGGAGAACUAA
This is a messenger RNA of Aspergillus pseudonomiae, 372 nucleotides long. Its product is annotated as putative vacuolar transporter chaperon Vtc1. Gene Ontology annotation, cellular component: fungal-type vacuole membrane; vacuolar transporter chaperone complex. The coding region runs from base 1 to 372 and encodes 123 amino acids. NCBI's taxonomy places the organism in Eukaryota, Fungi, Ascomycota, Eurotiomycetes, Eurotiales, Aspergillaceae. The transcript is spliced from 2 exons. The record is from RefSeq and is a predicted model, not a curated record.